Messenger RNA from Ornithorhynchus anatinus (platypus), 2257 nucleotides. Its product is annotated as transcription factor jun-D. Bases 574 to 1497 code for a protein of 307 amino acids. Gene Ontology annotation, molecular function: RNA polymerase II cis-regulatory region sequence-specific DNA binding; transcription factor binding; DNA-binding transcription factor activity, RNA polymerase II-specific. Lineage: Eukaryota; Metazoa; Chordata; Mammalia; Monotremata; Ornithorhynchidae. Gene Ontology annotation, cellular component: transcription regulator complex. Gene Ontology annotation, biological process: regulation of transcription by RNA polymerase II; regulation of cell population proliferation; regulation of cell cycle. The record is from RefSeq and is a predicted model, not a curated record. The transcript has a single exon.
GGGAAGUGGGCGGUUCAGACUUUAUCCGGGUCAGCGGGUAAAUGAAGUCUCCGGAAAAUAUAUCACCCACGUCCAAUAAAUUGAGCUCAUCAAUGCUGAGAGUUUAAGAGGAGUGAAUUAGGAGGCUGCAUUGGCAUAAGUGUUGACGAGGUAUUUUGUGUAGUAGUUUAGCAGUGCUUCCCGUCAUGCAAUUCGCCCUGCUAAAACUCCAUCUAGUUUUGCUAAGUGGAUUUUAGGGAACAGCACUUGGAAGAGCACAGUCACCGGGAAAUUUCCAAGUCAUGCUGGAGACGGGCACGAGCGAAUAAAGCAGUCCCUGUUCUUCUCCUUCCCUUCCUGACUCCUCCCUCGGAAUAUGGUUUUUCUCUUCCUCCUUUACUCGCUCGGUCUGUUUAAACUUCCUUUUUCCCCUCCCACCUCCUUCCUGGGGCCACUGCGGGGGAGGAGAAUGGAAACACCCUUCAUCCCUGAGGAUGUAUUAGGCAGCCUUAGCGGUAGUAACAACAGCAGCUCGCUUUCCCGGGCCGCCGCUUUCCCUCUGCCGCAUUUCCGUUGAAAGGCAGCUUCAGCAGCAUGAUGAAAAAAGACGGUCUCACCAUAAAUCUUAAUCACCAGAUUGUGGCCACCCUAAAAUCUGCGCCCCCUCCGCUUCUUGGGGAUCAAAAUUUGCGAGGUAACGCCAUCUGCUCUACCGCCGAUGGGCUACUCACCUCUCCGGACCUAGGAUUGCUCAAACUGGCCUCGCCGGAGCUGGAGCGGCUCAUCAUCCAGUCCAACGGGCUGGUUACCACAACCCCGACCACCACCCAGUUCCACUACCCCAAAGUGACGGCCACGGAGGAGCAGGAGUUUGCCGAAGGCUUCGUCAAGGCCCUGGAGGACUUACAUAAACAGAACCAGCUAAGUGGAGGGCCUGGGCCGGCCGGAGCCGCGGGGGGCUGUGCUCAGCCGCCGGGCGGGGCCGGCGUUGACCUCAUCCCGGGGCCCCCGACCGCCGCCGCUUCUCUCGCACAACAAGAACCGCCAGUCUACGCCAACCUCAGCAGCUACACGGGCAACGCAGCCGGCGCGCUGGGCAGCACCACGGUGAACUACUCGACCGACACGGUGCCCUACCCGCCCCCGCCCGGCCUGGGCCAGCCCCAGCCUCACCCCCGGCUCCAGGCGCUCAAGGACGAGCCCCAGAUCGUACCCGACGUGCCCAGCUUCGGCGAGAGUCCCCCGCUCUCCCCCAUUGACAUGGACACACAGGAGCGCAUCAAGGCCGAGCGCAAGAGGCUGCGGAACCGCAUCGCCGCCUCCAAAUGCCGCAAAAGGAAGCUGGAGCGGAUCUCGCGGCUGGAGGAAAAGGUCAAGAGCCUCAAGAGCCAGAACACGGAGCUGGCGUCCACCGCCAGCCUUCUCCGGGAGCAGGUGGCGCAGCUCAAACAGAAGGUGCUCAGCCAUGUCAACAGCGGCUGCCAGCUGCUGCCCCAGCACCAGGUACCCGCUUACUGAGGGACCCGGGCGAAGUUUUCCGAGGGAGGCACGAACGCGGAGCACGCCCAGGUUGGCAUCCGCCCACAGACUGAGGCCCCGCUGAUCCGCCAUCUUCUGCCAGCACCUCUCGUUUUGGUUUGGUUUUGUUUUUACCCCCUUUCCCUUGGAGUUUUAGAAAGUUGGAGACGGUUGAUUUUUCCGUGGAAUAAAUCAAUACAUGUUUUUCGGGCAGCAGGCGGGUACCAAGAACAGAGCAGAAAUCCCUCCUACCCUCUCUCAUCUAGGAGGCCUCGAGUUUGGGAAUUAUACCCCAGGGGAGAUUUAGGAGGACUCAAGCAAUGAAGGAAGAUAUGGGAUAUGGGAUGAAGAAUAAGGCGAGGAAUAUGGGCUAGGCAAGCGAGGAAGGAGAAAGAUGGAAGGAAGGAGAACUGAGAGAAUGAGCAAAGGGCUCGCAGCCAAGGAGGGGCAAGGGGCAAGUGAUUGCCGAAAUUGAAGAUUCACUUUUUUAUUCACCCCCACAGCCCAUUUUUCAACUGUUCACACUAGGUGAUCCUAAUGUUGUUUCUACUCCCUCAAAAAUAGGGGUUUUGUUCCCUUGUACAGUCCAACUUCAAGAACUUUUGCAGGUGAAACGUUACAAUAUUAAGGUUUUUUGUCUUAAAUGUUCUAUUUAUGUUAAAACUUGGGAACAUCGGUUAAAAAAAAGCUCCACAUUCCUGUAUGUAAUACUAUACUUAAAUACCUUUCCAUCAAUAAAACAUUAUUGCAUGAACUCUGA